GCUUGGUUGAUGAGUAGGAGAUCGACUGUUGCAGGAGCAGCCGUCGACAUCAUAGGUGUCGACGAGAGAUAUAAAAGUAUGAGAGGACAUCAGGUUGAAUGGAAACAACAUUCAUCUUGAGACUUCUUGUUACCUACCUCCUGAUCAACGACUGAAGCCUUCGGCCAAUCGCACAUACAACUGAAAACCAUUCACAGACACACGCAAUGGCACACCAUGCACCACCAGUUCCGGACUCACUCCAGAAAAGUCUGGACGCAACUCGAGUCCAGUAUGUCCAAGUUGGCAAGUCUGGGCUUCGUGUCUCUCGCCCCAUCCUCGGAACGAUGGGUAUCGGCAGCAAACAAUGGCUAAACUGGGUGAUGGAUGAGGAAGAGGGCCUCCAGGUCCUGAAGGCAGCUUACGACAGAGGUCUGACGACGUGGGACACGGCAAAUGUCUACUCGAGCGGUAUGAACGAAGCAGUCGUCGGCAAAGCGCUCAAAACGUUCGAUAUUCCGCGCUCCAAAGUGACCAUCCUGGGCAAGAUCAUGGGAACUGUCCCAGAGACGCCGGACAUCUUCAACUGGAUGUACGAAGGACAGCUACAAGCAAGCAAAGACUACACCAACCAAGGCGGUCUCUCUCGCACCGCAAUCUUCAACGCCGUUGACGCAUCCCUCAAACGCCUCGGUACGACGUACAUCGACCUGCUCCAGAUCCACAGAUACGACCCCACGGUCCAGCCCGAAGAGACCAUGAAAGCGCUCCACGAUCUUGUCCAGCUCGGCAAAGUGCGCUACAUUGGUGCCAGCUCCAUGUGGGCAUAUCAAUUCGCACGCAUGCAGUUCAUUGCGGAGAAGAACGGAUGGACCAAGUUCAUCAGCAUGCAGAACCGCUACAGUCUCCUGUACCGAGAGGAAGAGCGCGAGAUGAACAAGUUCUGCAACGAGACCGGUGUCGGUAUCCUGCCGUGGAGCCCGUUGUCCGGCGGUAUGCUGGCGAAGCCGCUUGAUGAAGAGUCAGGCAGAAGCGCACAGAACAAGGUGAUGGGUGGUGGAGCGACUGAUGCAGAUGUGCAGAUUGUGAAGAGGGUUCAGGAGGUUGCGGAAAAGAAGGGCUGGAAGAUGAGUCAAGUUGGUCUUGCGUGGCACAAGGCAAAGGGUACAAUCCCGAUUGUCGGACUGUCUAGUACGAGGCAGGACCGCAUGGAUGAGGCCUGUGCCAUAGGCAAUCUGCAGCUGACUGAUGACGAGGUCAGAUAUCUCGAAGAGCCAUAUGUUGCUAAGCCUAUCGCUGGGCACUCUUGAGCCUGUCGCUGCCACCGCCGGGGUUGCCGGAACCUGAUGGCGAUGGUGUUAUAUGGACUUUUCCGGAUGCCAGGAGUCGCCUCGAGCGUGUAGUAGACGGUUUUCUUA
Pseudovirgaria hyperparasitica is the source of this 1397-nucleotide messenger RNA. Its product is annotated as aldo-keto reductase. The transcript is spliced from 2 exons. NCBI's taxonomy places the organism in Eukaryota, Fungi, Ascomycota, Dothideomycetes, Acrospermales, Acrospermaceae. Bases 327 to 1289 code for a protein of 320 amino acids. The record is from RefSeq and is a predicted model, not a curated record.